Molecule: messenger RNA, 477 nt
Organism: Ostreobium quekettii
Lineage: Eukaryota; Viridiplantae; Chlorophyta; Ulvophyceae; Bryopsidales; Ostreobiaceae
Source: the annotation of a GenBank genome assembly
AUGCGAGAACUGAGGGCAGAGGAGGAGGAAGACAGUGAGGACGAUCAGGAGCCUGGGACGCCUGCAGAAUCUGGCUCUGAGGAUGAAUUGGAGGCGAAUGGACAAGCUGUGUCCCCAUCCUUCGGGGGGCCAGGCCUGGAUGGCCACGAAGCCUCUGGGGCCUCAGAAGAGAGCGAUGAUGACCUCGGUGAAGCGAGGGAAUCUGAUGGAGGGCAGGGGGUUCAACACCAGACACAAAAUUCGAUGUGGGCAGGGGCGGAAUCAGAGGAGGAAGACGAUGAAGAGCUUGAUGUCAUCAUCGACGAGCAGCAGGGCCAGGAAGACGACGUGGUUGGCACCAACCAGACCUUGACCCCCACAGAGCAGGAGCUCCCCACAUACGGCCGGGUGCGCCAUGGCAGAACCCCCCGCAGUCCGGAGGGGAGCGAAGAAGAUGUGGAGCCACCCCCCAGGCUGCGGAGAAGGCGCAGGGGCUGA